AUGGACACUUCGCAAGGUACACCCAGCCUUUCGGACGACCCCCAGCUCGCUUUAUACGCUCCCUACCUCCACUGGGACACAUACCGCAACCUCAUCCAACGGCGGAAAGUAGUUGAAGACCGACUGCACCAAGGCCGGUCCAGACCCGUACCAGGCCGCAUCUCCAAAGCAAGCCUAGAAGCCCAGCUUAUCUGGACCUAUCUUGGCUGCGAGCCACCAGUGCACUUCCGCCGCACAUUGGAUCAAUACGGAUAUCCGAAUCUGCGCUCGACUGUUGCCCGCGAUGAUGACCAGAUGCUAUGGAAGCGCACUCGCAGACCUGCACUUAUUGACGCGCAGCUGAAAGACUAUCUGCAGUCUACGCAGGAUGAUCCGGAUAAUUCGGACCAUGGCGAGUUUAUGGAUGGGAAUGUGCUGAUGGUUGAUCAGCUCUGGCUUUGGAUUGUUGAUCAGAAGACUGUUGUUACUUUCUUCCCCAAUCAAGAGGCUACUACCUCCGAAGGGAAGUUGUUUGAGCAGUCUAAUCUGCAUAGCAGUAUCUACAAUGAGUUGAAUGGGGAUUUGGCACGUCGCUUCGAGACCGCCGGUGAUUUGGCUGCGCUGAUUAUGUUGCAUGCUACAACUGUUCUUUUGGACAAGACCUUACAUCAUGACCUACAGGUCUUGCGGAUAUUCGAAGAGUCAAUCAGCAUUUUGACCGAAUCCGUCACAAAAUCCUUCAAACGUUUCCGCAACAGAGGCUUCACCAAUCGCCCGGCGGACCACGACCGCACGAAAGAUGGGAAAAUAAUGACAGCAGCCCAGCGUGACCACCGAGAGCGCCAGGCUGCCCGCCGGAAUCGUGAAGAUCUAUCGGUUCUACUUGAGCUUCGCGACAUCGAGGACGAACUAAGCACCAUUCUUAAACUGCUCGAUAAACAAGACACCGUGAUCCAAAGUAUGGUCAAAUAUUUCGACAAUAGAGGAUAUGGAAAGUCAUUUCUUGAUAUAGCGCAAGAUCGGAUUGAGGUAUAUCGAACUCAAAUCAGUGAAAUGAAGGAGAACAGCCACAUGACACAGAAGGCAGUUGAAACCCUGCUAGAUCUAAAGCAGAAGCAGGCAAACGUCGAUGAAGCCAAAAUGGCUAGGUGGCAGGCCGAGGUCACCCAGACCCAGUCUCGAGCGGUGAUGGUGUUCACCAUAUUCAGUGUUGUCUUCCUGCCGCUGUCGUUCUUCACUUCCCUGUUUGGAAUCAACGCCCGGGAAUGGAGUGGCGAGCCGACGAAUCCAACGCUAGGUCAGAUGUUUGAAAUUGCUGCUCCCUCCUCUUUCGCAAUAAUCUUCCUCUCACUAUUACUAGCAUUCAGUGAAAGCCUCCGCGAAAUAGUCUCGAAGACGCACAAGAUCACAGCGGGCUUUUGGAAAGAGUUUGUUCUAGAUCCAAUUCGAACAUUCCUACACUGGGAUUCAAUAGCGGGUAAAAUGCCAGCUAUUGUCGUGCCUGAGGACUCAGAGAUGCGCAAACGUCUUGAUGAGUACCUUGGCUAUGGGCGCAGGAAUCUGCAGCUUGAUGAGGAUAUCUGGCAGCGGUGGCAGGAAAAUAGCCUUUUUGUCGGGAAGCGAGAGAAGGAAAAGGAAUCUAAGAAGGGAAAAUAUGGGGUGAAGCAUGAGGUGGAACUUGAUGGGGAAGUUUAA
This is a messenger RNA of Penicillium soppii, 1674 nucleotides long. RefSeq lists its product as uncharacterized. The coding region runs from base 1 to 1674 and encodes 557 amino acids. Gene Ontology annotation, molecular function: metal ion transmembrane transporter activity. Gene Ontology annotation, biological process: transmembrane transport; metal ion transport. Gene Ontology annotation, cellular component: membrane. Lineage: Eukaryota; Fungi; Ascomycota; Eurotiomycetes; Eurotiales; Aspergillaceae. The record is from RefSeq and is a predicted model, not a curated record. The transcript has 7 exons.